AUGCUGUUGAGCCACUCAACACAUUCUUCAGACACUGGCAUACGCCUGCUUAGCAAUGACUUGAUGCUACGACGAGGACCUCUCAAUGAGAACAAACUCACAGAUGAGGAAUCCGAUGAGGGCGUCGACCUGCAUCAGUUCGGGGGACGUGUCAUCCCUCCUGCGGAGCCAUGGCCAUCCUCGUACAUUGCCUGUAGUGGAUACGUGGGUCUGAUGGAAGAGAUGCCACGCUGCAUCCCCAACUCAUCCUUCUCAACCCUGGCAGGCACGCUUGAGCUGAUCCAGGAGUUCCCUCAGCUCAUCCACACCCUGCACUUCUCCUUGCUGAUAGUGGCGGUCGACCCAAUCCGAGGCCCGUGGCACGAGCUGGCGAGAGAGAACAUGGAGGCACCACGCGAAUCCGGUGGAGAACCCCAUAGUCCUUCGGAAGGUCCUGAACGGCGGCACCUGGGGAGGAAGAAGAAACCGCGUGAAAGCGCAAGAGUGCCGACCCUCACGUCUGCGACGAGUACGGCAUGUGGCUGUUGUGCCUGUCUGACAUGGCCCAUCACAAGGCUGGUCACGACCACGGAAAACUCGCAAAGUUCAAAUACGACAAGUGUGGUGCCCCCUUUUUCUGGAAGGAUACAGUCCACCAUCACAAGAAAGAGCACUGCAAGUACAGGCAUAGGUUCAACAGCGACGAGCAUGAUGGCAAUGGCGGUCGCUCACAGAACUGGAGACACGACGGUCAAGGGGGCAGAGAAGGGGGCAUGGGGCCCAUGGGAGGUUGCAUGCUCAGCUAGCAGGGGUGAAGGGAUCCAUGGUCGACGUUGA
This is a messenger RNA of Heterobasidion irregulare TC 32-1, 816 nucleotides long. RefSeq lists its product as uncharacterized. Lineage: Eukaryota; Fungi; Basidiomycota; Agaricomycetes; Russulales; Bondarzewiaceae. The record is from RefSeq and is a predicted model, not a curated record. The transcript has 7 exons. Bases 1 to 816 code for a protein of 271 amino acids.